This is a messenger RNA of Liolophura sinensis, 3155 nucleotides long. RefSeq names its product NAD(+) hydrolase SARM1-like. Gene Ontology annotation, biological process: negative regulation of MyD88-independent toll-like receptor signaling pathway; response to axon injury; signal transduction. Gene Ontology annotation, molecular function: protein binding; NAD+ nucleosidase activity; signaling adaptor activity. NCBI's taxonomy places the organism in Eukaryota, Metazoa, Mollusca, Polyplacophora, Chitonida, Chitonidae. The record is from RefSeq and is a predicted model, not a curated record. Gene Ontology annotation, cellular component: dendrite.
UGGUGGUUAGAUAAUAUUGUCCUCUAGCUUACACCCCCUUCAAAAUGCGCUCGCCCAGAGGCUGAAAGCAGCUGGCGACGUCAGAAAAUGUCAGUCUGUCGGAGAAAAUAGACGAGGAGCCGUCCGUGCGUCUACCAAUUUAGCCUUAUGACGCAACAGGAAUUAAUCGCUGUGUGUUGAGAAGGGACAGCCAUGUCUGACGAUUCCUCGUCUUCGUCAGCCUCUGAGGGCCAAGAUGGAAUCGUUCGUCGCAACUUGUCUGAAACUGUUCUCAACGAGGAGUCACUUGGAAACAAAUUUGACCCCUAUAAGACCUUAGAGAGGUCACAGUCCGACGCCUCAUUGGUCAAGGACUGUAGCGAAGUUCGCUUCAUGCUUAAUGAAGGCGUGCAAAGCCAAAAGAGCACACACCAUGCACGUGUGCAUCAUGAGAGUCACAUCAAGAGAGUCUCAGAAUCCUCCAAGGUUUAUUAUGACCUGUCCAAGGCCAGUGGUGAAGAGGAUCCAGAGGCUGGGCUUAAAAUACGCCGAGAAAACAUGGCCCAAGGAUCGGCCUCUGGGGUUAAGUUUUCAUUAGAGACAAUUCCGCAGAAGGAGGAGUUAAAAAUAAAAAGCUCUCACCGCAGUUUAUCCAGUGAUAGUAAUGAUUCCUGUAGCGGAAGCACAGAAAACUUGGGUGGGGCAUCAAAAGUGUCGUCUCAGGAGAAGUGUCAGAAAACGUACUACACUGCUGCUGUGACGUACUCCCAUGGUGGACACAGUUCUGUCCUUGAGCAACAGGCGCAGAAAAAACGCAGCAAUUUCAAAGCGCUGAUGCAGUCCUCUUCUGCUGUGAUGAGGCAAAAAGUGACAGUGUUGGUUAAAACGACAGACUCUAAGACACAGCAAGAAGCAAUGAAAGAGAUGCUGAACCUGAUAGAAAAUGCUUGGGCGACGCCUGUGUGCGGGCGCGACCUGGCAUAUGGCCUAAGUGAUGUGAUUCGCACUGAAGGCGGGCUGGACAUUAUCAUAAAGAACUGUUCCAUGACUAGCGAAAAGGAUGAGUGCCGAGAUCGUGAUCUCUUGAAAAUGUCGGCGUUUCUCCUCGAUCAGAUUAUGACGACAGAGAAUCGACACCAUGUGGUGCAGGUAGGCUUAAAGGGAGUGGUCACCAUGGCAGUGCACUUUAAACAGGACACUGAGAUGGCUCAGGCGCUCACUGGAAUACUGGAGAGCCUGUUUAAACAUUCACGAGAGGCGUGUCGUGAUGUUUUGCGUCUGGGUGGCUUGGAUGUGAUCUUAUACUGGUGCAGGACGUCCGACUGCACCACGCUGCGACACUGCGCCAUUUCGCUGGCUAACUUAGCCAUCUACAGCGGCAGGGAAAACCAGCUAGAGAUGAUCGAACAGAACGUACCGGAUUGGUUAUUUCCCUUGGCCUUCUCAGAAGACGACAGUGUGAGAUAUUAUGCCUGUUUGGCGAUUGCGACUCUGGUGACAAACAAAGAGAUCGAGGCAGAAGUGCUAAAGUCAGGAACCAUGGAACUGGUUCUGCCCUUCAUUUCGUCUCACAAACCUUCUGAGUUCGCGAACUAUGACAGCUCCCAUGUGCACGGACGCUCCAAAUCCUGGCUACGCAGACUGGUACCAGUGCUGUCCAGCAAGAGGGAGGAAGCUCAGUCGUUGGCUGCUUUCCACUUUGCUAUGGAGGCUGGAAUCAAGGCUAACCAGAAUAAAACAGAUAUAUUUUAUGAUAUAGGAGCAAUAGAACCAUUGAAGAAGUUGGCCAGCAGUCCUAAUGAAACUGCGUCCAAGCUGGCAGCGGAGGCUCUUCAGAUUAUCGGGGAGCGAGUGCCCCAUCAGCUGAAGCAGCAGGUGCCCGUGUGGACAGUGGAUGAUGUGGUCUAUUGGGUAUCCCAGGUUGGGUUUGAGGAGUUCGCAGACGAGUUCCAGGACUGCCACGUUGAUGGUGACCUUCUCCUCCUGAUGACAGACAUGGAUCUCAAGGACAGUGUUGGAAUGGUCAAAAGUAUCACCAGGAAACGAUUUCUACGGGAACUUAUGGAUUUAAAAAUUACAGCCAGCUACGCAUCAUGUGAUCAAACAAAGCUUGAUGAUUGGUUGAUCAGUGUAGAUAAAGAGUUUUCCAUCUACACGUAUCAGAUGCUACAGAGUGGUGUAGAUCGGGAUCAUUUACGCUGGCUUACAGAUGAGAAUCUCCGGGAAGACUGUCAAAUCAAGAACGGAAUCCACCGCAGAAAAAUCAUGGACAGUAUUCGGGGUCUAACAUCACCAGUUUUCCCCAGUUACUCCUGUGACCCAGAAGGGGAGAGCACCAUCCAGAAAUGUAUAGACGUCUUCAUCAGCUACAGACGCUCCAAUGGGUCUCAGCUAGCCAGCUUACUGAAGGUGCACUUACAGUUACGAGGCUUUUCAGUAUUUCUUGACAUAGAACGCCUGAGGGCUGGUAAAUUUGAUGAGGGGCUGUUGAAAUGGGUGAGAUCUGCCAAACACUUCAUCCUGGUCCUCACACCGAAUGCCCUGGACCGCUGUGUCGGAGACGAGGACUGUAAAGACUGGGUGCACAAGGAGGUGGCAGCUGCCCUAGAUGGAGGUUGUAACAUUGUCCCUCUUUACUCUGACUUCCAUUUCCCCCCUGCGGAAUCUCUGCCUGAGGAUAUACGAUCUAUAUGCUCUUUCAAUGCAAUCAGAUGGAUCCAUGAUUAUCAGGAUGCCUGUGUGGAUAAACUGGAGUCUUUUCUGCGAGGGGAUUACGAUAGCGUCAAUGCCUUGUCCCCUCAGAUAAUGACGCAGGCGCCGUCGUACGGAGACAGUUCCCACGGAAUGCCCUCCAAGCCGAUGGAAAACGCAUGUCCCAAUAACACAUCAUCAUAAAACAUGUUACCUUAGGUGAAGUUACGAAUUGUGAUAAUAUGCUGAAGUAAAACAAAUUUCAUACAUAUACAAGUGUUAUUGCAUGUAGCUUUAUUUUGGAAAGACGAAAUGGUUUAUAAAUGUAUAUUAGGUCUCGGAACCCCCAUCUCCACCCACCCCCACCCCCACCCACAGCAAUAAUUUACUUUCAAUUUGAAACCUUUAUAUAAGGUUGAAGAUACAUAUAUUAUUUUGUCUUGACCUUCCAUAAUAUGAUUGUUUGGGUUUCCAGUAAUGUUUGG